AUGAAGACUUGUGGAGCUCUGCUGGUGCUGCUGUGCUGCUGUUUGUCUGAGACGCAGCUUAGAGGAGACACCAUCAGUGACAAUGACAUCACUCACCAGGGCCAUUAUGGUGAAGCAGAGACCAGAGAAGAUGUGGUUAUGGGUGCAGCACAGAGAACUGAAGAUGCAGACACAGCCUCUACCCAACAAACCUGCCAGCCUGACAUCCACACUGUGCUGAGAGAGAUGAGCGCUCUUGUGGUGGAGCAGAGAACCAGACUGAGAGCCAGUGAGAAGAUAGUCGAAGAGCAGAGAGUGGAGCUCAGAUACACCAAGACACAAAUGGACGCCGUGGAGGCCAGACUGAGAGCCAGUGAGAAGGCAGUUGAAGAACAGAGAGUGGAGUUCAGACAGACUGAAGCCAGACUGACAGCCAGACUGACAGUCAGUGAGAAAUUAGUGCAACAACUAAAGACUAAACAUGAAGCCCAAGUACUGAACCUGAACCUCACAAGGAGCCAAGUAGAGGAGUUGAGGAGGGAAAGAGAGCAGAGGAGGGUCUCUUUCUCUGCUUCACUGGUGGCGUCUGGAGAUGUAACUACAGGACCUUUUAGCACACACACUAACCUGGUCUACAAACACGUUUUCACCAACAUAGGGAAUGCCUACAAUCCAAACACAGGGGCCUUCACAGCUCCAGUUAGGGGGGUCUACUACUUUGAUGUCUUCGUCUUUGGGAAUGGCCAUGCAUCAACACCCACUGGAGUCUCUCUCCACAAAAACGGACAGCAUGUUGUCAUUGCUUACAGUGCAGGGAACGUCCACCAUGUUGCUGCCUCCAACGGAGCAUCUCUGCUGCUGGAAGUGGGGGAUGUGGUCUAUCUGAAGCUGUGGCAUAAUUCCUGGGUGAGAGAUAAUAUUAACCACCACACGACCUUCUCUGGACACCUGCUCUUCACCAUGUAGCCAAGCAGCAGAACAGACCCAUAACAAUACAAGAACAAUGAAACAAAUGACUGUUUAGGAGUGUGGUGGUAUGUGUUUAUGUGUGUGUAUGAGGGGUAUUUAACUAUAUAUUCAGUUUCUCUGUUCCUGUAGGCU
This is a messenger RNA of Sardina pilchardus (European sardine), 1080 nucleotides long. RefSeq lists its product as uncharacterized. The record is from RefSeq and is a predicted model, not a curated record. Gene Ontology annotation, molecular function: protein binding. Bases 1 to 945 code for a protein of 314 amino acids. NCBI's taxonomy places the organism in Eukaryota, Metazoa, Chordata, Actinopteri, Clupeiformes, Clupeidae. The transcript has 4 exons.